Parnassius apollo (apollo) is the source of this 1236-nucleotide messenger RNA. Lineage: Eukaryota; Metazoa; Arthropoda; Insecta; Lepidoptera; Papilionidae. The record is from the annotation of a GenBank genome assembly.
UUGGGCAACUGUCUCGUUAUCGCAACUUUACUAAGCAAUCAAAAGAUGAUGAACGUCCUUAACGUCUAUUUGUUGAAUUUGACAAUUUCUGAUUUGAUGCUGGGAGUAUUCUGUAUACCUUUUACUCUAAUUGGUCAAAUAUACAAACAAUUUCUAUUCGGAGCAGCUAUGUGUAAACUGAUUCCUUUACUACAAGCUGUUUCAGUUUCUGUUGACGUCUGGACAUUAGUAGCAAUAUCUCUGGAGAGAUAUUUUGCCAUUUGCAAACCACUGAAGUCUAGAAAGUGGCAGACCCAGUGCCACGCUUUCAAAAUGAUCGGAAUAUUGUGGGUGCUCUCGUUGUUGUUUAACUCGCCCAUUGCAAUCAUGUCAACCUUACAACCUAUGGGAGAAAAUAGAUACAAGUGCAGAGAGGAAUGGACUAGUUUAGAACUGAAUAUAGCUUUUACUUUGGGCUCUGAUGCUGUCUUAUUGCUUAUACCGUUUGUUAUUAUGUCUUUUUCCUACUAUUUAAUUGUGACUAAGUUAUGGAGGGGAACGCGCAAUGAAUACAAGCAUAAUUUAAAGUGGCAGAAACAAUUGACAGUGGAGGAAUCAUUUACUCGUAAGAAUAAUCAUCAAUUAGAACAAACGUUAACAUCAAAGGGAAACACUUUACUGUUACAUCGAAAUAGCUCGGGAUCUGAGAAACUGAACGAGAGGAAAGAACAAGGUCAAGAGUUUGAGAAGAAGGCAGAAACGCAUUGUGUGCACACGAAUGUAGAAUCUGGUCACGUGGUGCGUUCUACAAAUUUUGGAAAAAGUAUAAAAGCUAAACGCAAGGUUAUAAAAAUGCUUUUUGUUGUAAUAUUUGUAUUUUUUGUUUGUUGGACGCCACUGCACAUUGUUAACACGGUAUACCUGUUUUAUCCACAUCAAUUAUAUGCGAACGUAGGAACAAAAGGAAUAUUAAUGCUACAACUGUUAGCUUUUUGUUCAUCAUGUUGCAAUCCAGUAAUCUAUUGCUUUAUGAAUAAAAAGUUUAUGCAAGCAUUUAUUGACUUAUUAAAAUCUAGUAUGUUAUUAAGGCGCUGUUUCCCUGAUAAGUCCAAGUCUAAUAGGAAAGCUACACCGCCAAUGUCGAGCCAAAAUGUCACUGCUUGUAAAGUAAAGGGGAGCCAAACUGGACGCACAGAGCUAAAUUGUCCGGAAUUGGAGGAGUGUGUUGAGCAGCGGUUCAUGAAGCAUCGCGCAUAG